This is a messenger RNA of Aspergillus candidus, 1815 nucleotides long. RefSeq names its product choline transporter-like family protein. Gene Ontology annotation, molecular function: transmembrane transporter activity. Gene Ontology annotation, biological process: transmembrane transport. Gene Ontology annotation, cellular component: plasma membrane. The transcript is spliced from 2 exons. The record is from RefSeq and is a predicted model, not a curated record. Lineage: Eukaryota; Fungi; Ascomycota; Eurotiomycetes; Eurotiales; Aspergillaceae. The coding region runs from base 149 to 1783 and encodes 544 amino acids.
UGUUCCUGUUCCUCCCGCUUUGUUUGUCUCCCUUCAUUCUCUCCCUGUGGCCCUCGUGUUGAUUUAUCACUUCCCCCUCUGUCCCCUCCCCUUCUGUCCCGAUCGGCUACCCCAUCUGUAGCCGUCGAUAGUUUCCACACAUGCAGCCAUGAGUGGACAGGCGGCGAGUUACUACAAUUCUGGCCCGAACUACGCGGACGGCCAGUACCAGCAGCCGCAACAGCCCGUCUACAACCAGACCGCGAGUGGCAGCAAUGCUCCCGUGGGCGAUCAGAAUUCCUAUCAGUAUCAGGACCCACGAGCGGCCCCGGAACCUAAGCCACCACCGCAAGGCCCUCCGCCGACCUAUAAUCAGGCGGUCUACGGGUUCGACGAAGCGUUCAAGAUCGAAAAGCCCAAGUUUCACGAUAUCUGGGCCGGUCUCUUGUUCAUUGCGGUCUUUCUCGGCUACGUAGCGGUCUCCGGCGUGGCCAUCUACCGAUACUCGAAAUACAAAGGAUUCAACGGCGGAGGCAUAUACGAUUCGGCCAACAACUUCUCCCUCGACACGAACACGCUCGUGCUAUUCAUAUUCGUCCUCUGCGUGGCGCUCGCAUUCUCAUACGCAUACUUCCUCGGAGCCCGCUACUUCCCCAAGUUCUUCAUCUGGGCGACAGGCAUCCUAAACAUCGUCUUCGCCCUCGGAACAGGGAUCUACUACAUCGUGCGCAAGCAAUACGGCGGCGGCAUUGUAUUCCUCAUAUUCGGCGUCUUUGCUAUAAUCUGCUUCAUCAGCUGGAUCCCGCGCAUCCCCUUCACAGCGUUUAUGCUCGAGACCGCCAUCGACGUCUCCCGCAAGUACGGACACAUGUUCAUCGUCAGCGCCCUCGGCGGCAUCGUCGCCACGGCCUUCGCCGCCUGGUUCUCCGUAACCCUCGUCUCCAUCUACGUCGCCUACGAGCCCAGCGGCACAGGCGACAACCCGUCCUGCCCCAAAGGCGCCAGCGGCGGGUGCAGCCGCGCGCGCGUCAUCGGCCUCGUCGUCUAUGUAACCUUCGCCAUGUACUGGGUCAGCGAGUGGAUCAAGAACACCGUGCACACGACGAUCGCAGGCGUCUACGGCUCGUGGUACUACUUCAGCAACUCGCCGAGCGGGAUGCCGAAGGGCGCGACGCGAGGCGCCUUCAAACGCGCAACGACCUACUCCUUCGGCAGCAUCAGCUUCGGCAGCCUUAUCAUCGCGUUCAUCAACAUGCUGCGGCAGGCUUGCUCGAUCGCCCAGCGCCAGGAAGCUGCGCAGGGCAGCAUGGUCGGCAGCAUCAUGUUCUGGAUCUUGGGGUGCUUCAUCGCCCUGCUCGACUGGCUCGUCACGCUCUUCAACCGCUACGCAUUCUGCCACAUCGCGCUCUACGGAAAGGCUUACAUCCCCUCCGCGAAGGACACCUGGACCAUGAUGAAAGAUCGCGGUUUAGAUGCCCUCGUACAGGACUGUCUGAUCGGGCCGGUGCUCACCAUGGGCUCCGUCUUCGUCUCGUAUCUGUGUGCGUUGCUCGCGUACCUGUAUCUGCAGUUCACGAAGCCCGCCUACAACACCGACGGCAACUUCACUGCUGUGAUCAUGGCGUUUGCGUUCGUGAUUGGGCUGCAGAUAUGCCAGAUUUUCAUGACGCCUGUGGGGAGUGGCAUUGAGACCAUCUUUGUCUCUAUGGGGUGGGACCCGCAGGUCAUGAUCAGUGAUCAUCCGGAUUUGUAUUAUCGGUUGGUGCAUUUAUAUCCAAAGGUGCAGCAGGCGGUGCACACUUGAUUUUUAUAUUUUUGUGAUCAUGUGGAGUGGAA